Necator americanus (New World hookworm) is the source of this 528-nucleotide messenger RNA. RefSeq lists its product as uncharacterized. The transcript has 2 exons. The coding region runs from base 1 to 528 and encodes 175 amino acids. NCBI's taxonomy places the organism in Eukaryota, Metazoa, Nematoda, Chromadorea, Rhabditida, Ancylostomatidae. The record is from RefSeq and is a predicted model, not a curated record.
AUGACACAUCGGAGUGUCACCCGUGACGCGGUGGGUGUCACCGCCACACUUGUCACUUUCCAAGUUGAAAUCGCAGCGAUCGCCUGCGAUUCGCUGUUUUCGAGGGAAUACGAGGAGGAGGAGGUGAGAAGACGAUCUGUGGUGGUUUUCGGCGGUUCUGGAGAGUUUUGUGUGUUUCGGUUGUCAACCGUGUGUUUCGGUUGUCAACCGGAGAUGGGGAGAGUUUUCCAAAAUUUCAUCAGACCACAAUUUUCAUCGGGUCAGAUCGAGAAAGUACCUCAAACUUGGGAAAGUGAAAUGUCAGUGAUGACACAUCGGAGUGUCACCCGUGACGCGGUGGGUGUCACCGCCACACUUGUCACUUUCCAAGUUGAAAUCGCAGCGAUCGCCUGCGAUUCGCUGUUUUCGAGGGAAUACGAGGAGGAGGUGAGAAGACGAUCUGUGGUGGUUUUCGGCGGUUCUGGAGAGUUUUGUGUGUUUCGGUUGUCAACCGUGUGUUUCGGUUGUCAACCGGAGAUGGGUAAGUGA